GAUCGAAAACAAAUUAAUUAACUAUUUUGAAAAAUAUCAUCAAAAAUUUGUCGCGAUUUAAGAAACAAAAACCAUUUACUUCUAAAAUAGACGACGCGAAGAAGAGGAGAAGAAGUGAAGAAGAAAAACAAAAAAAACAUUUUUGAAAAUUUUAAAUUUGCUUUCUGACGUGCUGUUGCUAUUGCUGAUUACUGUACUGCAGUACACACGCUAGUUUAUAUCGAUUUGUGAAAUAUUGCAAAUAUGUCACAAAGUGAAGUUAAGUCGGAUCAGUCAUCGGCAACAAAAUUUUGCCAUAUUGUUAAGCGAGCGGAUUUCGAUGGUUACGGCUUUAACUUGCAUUCAGAAAAAGCCAAGCCUGGUCAAUUUAUUGGUAAAGUCGAUAGUAAUUCACCCGCCGAAUCGGCUGGUUUAAAGGAGGGCGAUCGCAUCAUUGAGGUUAAUGGGGUAUCGAUUGGUAACGAAAGUCAUAAGCAAGUGGUGCAACGUAUAAAGGCUAUCGCCAAUGAGGUGAGACUGUUGCUAAUCGAUGUCGAUGGCAAAGGUGAUAAUGAUAAGCAGACAGUCAAUGGUAAUGUUGAGGAAAUUGUUGGCACCUCACAAACUGUGCCGGGCAUUAGUGAAAAUAUUAACACGAUUACUAUGGUCUCUACUAAGCGGGUAUCGCAGGAGAGUCAACAGAGCAUUGCUACUGUGAGUGCCAAUGGUAGCGAUCAAAUAGACAAUGCCAACACCUUGUUAUCGAAUCCCAAUACUAACAACAACGAUACGAUUAAUGCAACAAUGAAAACCAUGACAACAAACAUACCACCACCACCUUCAGCUACAAUGGCAGCAAAUAAUAAGAUGGCGGCAAACGGUUCUGCAAAGGAAGCAAAUAAUGCUUCGAGCAGCAAUAACACUACAUCAGCGAACGCUAAUGGAACGGGCUCUAUUAAGGCCGGCAGCUUACAGUUGCCUACAACUGCGGCCGAAAUGCGCGCCAAACUGGCAUCGAAAAAGAAAUACGAUCCAAAAAAUGAAAGUGUAGAUCUUCGAAAGAAAUACGAAAUUGUACAAAAACUUUAAAGAAAAAAAUAAACAUUUUCAAGAUAAAGUCAUAAUAAUAUCAUUGUCACGUAUAUAUUUACACACACAACAAACACAAAUAUUUAAUUAGAUUUUAAGAAAAAAUUUCAAAAUUUCCAAAAAAAUACUUCUCAAGCACCAACAGCAGCAACAAAUUCACUUCUCGAUUACAUAGAAUUCAAUUAAGAAAAAUAAAUCUAUACG
This is a messenger RNA of Glossina fuscipes, 1272 nucleotides long. RefSeq names its product Na(+)/H(+) exchange regulatory cofactor NHE-RF1. Gene Ontology annotation, biological process: protein localization to plasma membrane. Bases 244 to 1068 code for a protein of 274 amino acids. Gene Ontology annotation, molecular function: protein binding; protein-membrane adaptor activity. NCBI's taxonomy places the organism in Eukaryota, Metazoa, Arthropoda, Insecta, Diptera, Glossinidae. The record is from RefSeq and is a predicted model, not a curated record. Gene Ontology annotation, cellular component: apical plasma membrane. The transcript has 2 exons.